CUCAAAGUCCCACAAUGCAACGUAAACGAGUGUGUAAAUCGCGCCUGCGCGGUGAGCAAUCCCUCUUUGGACCUACGUCUCCACUGAAACGAUGGCCAAGCGUACCAAGAAGGUGGGGAUCGUUGGUAAAUAUGGCACGCGUUAUGGCGCGUCGCUGAGGAAGAUGGUAAAGAAAAUUGAAAUCUCCCAGCACGCAAAAUACACCUGCUCUUUCUGUGGCAAGACCAAGAUGAAGAGGAGGGCCGUUGGCAUCUGGCAUUGUGGGUCCUGCAGGAAAACCGUGGCCGGAGGCGCCUGGACUUAUAACACAACUUCCGCUGUCACAGUCAAGUCUGCCAUCAGGAGGCUGAAGGAGUUGAAGGACCAGUAAACCGUGGGACAUUGCCAUAACAUCCACAAAUAAAUGUGUCUGGAGCGGAA
Messenger RNA from Eleginops maclovinus (Patagonian blennie), 420 nucleotides. It is a transcript of the gene rpl37a, whose product is annotated as ribosomal protein L37a. Lineage: Eukaryota; Metazoa; Chordata; Actinopteri; Perciformes; Eleginopidae. Gene Ontology annotation, biological process: translation. Bases 92 to 370 code for a protein of 92 amino acids. Gene Ontology annotation, cellular component: ribosome. Gene Ontology annotation, molecular function: structural constituent of ribosome. The record is from RefSeq and is a predicted model, not a curated record. The transcript is spliced from 4 exons.